GAUUAUACAACGAGUUCAUGAUAAAAGUGAAAAAAGUGUUAUACAUAAAAAAAGUUCUAUACAGUGUGAAGAUGUGGUAAAGGAUUUUGAGAAGGCUGAUGAGGAUGAUAUGAUGUUUUUAGACAUUGAAAUACCGAGUGACGAAGUUAUGAUAUACAAUGAAAUCACAGUUGAUGACCCAGUGAUCGAAAAUGAAAUACCGAGUGACGAGGUUAUGAUAUACAAUGAAAUCACAGUUGAUGACCCGGUGGUCGAAAAUGAAAUACCGACUGGCGAAGUUAUGAUAUACAAUGAAAUCACAGUUGACGAGACUGUACAGGCAAAUAAUAAUGAAACACCUGUAGAUGGCCCAGGGGUCGAAAAUGAAAUACCCGUAGAUGUUGAAAAAAAUGACAUGGCUAACACAGACCGAAAAUAUGAAACAGCGGCGGAACUGUUUGCCAAUGCAGAGUUGGAGAUAAAAGAAAAUGAACCAGUUGAUGAGGAGUUGGAUAAGUUUUUAGGAGAUCUAGUACAAAAUGCUCUUGAAGCAAAUGGUCUUGGAGAAAAAAUAUAUUCAGAAAUUAAAAAACUAGCAAUUACGUCGGUGAAAAUAUUACCACCAACUAAACGAAUUACAAUGAAUUCUAAAAAAAUAACAGCCGUAGAUGAUGAUGAAGAACGCAGUAAAGAUGGCAAUACUGAAAAAGAGGAUCCAGUAUUACCUAUUCGAUCCGGGAAACACGGCAAAAAAAUAAUAGCCGUAGAUGAUGAUGAAGAUGACGUGGUUAUAUUAAGCCAAUCGUCAACGUCUUCGUCAUCAUCAUCGUCAUCGGGGUCAUCGUCAUCGUCAUCGUCAUCGGGACCACCCCCGAUUAUGAACGAAAAUAAUGUUGCUGAGGAGUAUGAUAAAAAAAAUAAAUAUCGGGCUGAAGCAGGGUCUUCAAAGCCAAAAAAUGAUUCUGUAGAUAUUACAGAUUUCUGCGUUGACUGCGAGGGUUAUCAAUGCCCAAAUAAAGCAGCAACGCCAUAUCGUCAAUUUUGUAAAGGCUGUCAUGAAAAAUGGCAGAUGGGUGAACAACCACAUAUCCCACAACCAUCACCAAUACCCAAUCCAAUUUUUGAAAAACGACAACAACUUGUAGAUGAUAAAAUAAAAUGUUUACAAAACCAAAUCCAUGAGCUCGAAGAAUCACUAAACAAAACUAAAUGUGAUCUCUGCUGGGGAAAACCAAUUGUAAAUGAAUUUGGUCAUUGUGAAGGCUGUAUUAUUGUAUCAUAUAUUUGUUAUUGUUAA
Molecule: messenger RNA, 1276 nt
Organism: Aphidius gifuensis
Lineage: Eukaryota; Metazoa; Arthropoda; Insecta; Hymenoptera; Braconidae
Exons: 7
Coding region: 110-1276 (388 amino acids)
Source: RefSeq, a predicted model, not a curated record